AUGUUUAGAAAUAAUUACGACGGUGAUACAGUUACCUUUUCUCCAACUGGUAGAUUAUUCCAAGUAGAAUAUGCCUUAGAGGCAAUUAAGCAAGGUAGUGUUACAGUGGGGUUACGUUCUAAUAAAUACGCUGUAUUGGCAGCUUUGAAGAGAAAUGCUGAUGAAUUAUCGUCUUAUCAGAAGAAGAUUAUUAAAUGUGAUGAACAUUUAGGUCUUUCCUUGGCAGGUCUAGCUCCUGACGCUCGUGUCUUAAGUAAUUAUCUAAGACAACAAUGCCAUUAUUCGCAAUUAGUAUUCAAUAGAAAAUUAUCAGUUGAAAAAGCUGGACAUUUAUUAUCUGAUAAAGCACAACAAAACACCCAAUCUUAUGGUGGUAGACCAUAUGGUGUUGGUUUAUUACUUAUUGGUUACGAUAAUAGUGGGGCUCAUUUAUUAGAAUUCCAACCAUCUGGUAAUACUUUAGAAGUUUAUGGUUCUGCAAUUGGUGCUCGUUCCCAAGGUGCUAAAACUUACUUGGAAAAAGUUAUGGAUAAUUUUGUAGAUCUAGAGGAUCCAGAAGAACUUAUCAAAACAUGUGUGGAAGCAUUAAGACAGUCCUUAAAAGAUGAAACACUUACAACAGAGAACCUAUCAAUUGCAAUUGUAGGGGUAGAUAAACCAUUCACACAAUUUGAUAAUGAGAAGGUCACACCAUACCUUUAA
This is a messenger RNA of Vanderwaltozyma polyspora DSM 70294, 702 nucleotides long. It is a transcript of the gene PRE5, whose product is annotated as proteasome core particle subunit alpha 6. Bases 1 to 702 code for a protein of 233 amino acids. Gene Ontology annotation, biological process: ubiquitin-dependent protein catabolic process. The record is from RefSeq and is a predicted model, not a curated record. NCBI's taxonomy places the organism in Eukaryota, Fungi, Ascomycota, Saccharomycetes, Saccharomycetales, Saccharomycetaceae. The transcript has a single exon. Gene Ontology annotation, cellular component: nucleus; proteasome core complex; proteasome core complex, alpha-subunit complex.